Molecule: messenger RNA, 5816 nt
Organism: Zeugodacus cucurbitae (melon fly)
Lineage: Eukaryota; Metazoa; Arthropoda; Insecta; Diptera; Tephritidae
Product: myb-like protein X
Exons: 14
Coding region: 2033-5488 (1151 amino acids)
Molecular function (GO): protein binding; kinase activity
Source: RefSeq, a predicted model, not a curated record
UUUCUUUUGGACACAGAUUUUCUCUAUAUAAUUUUGAAUAACAUUGAAUUUGCAUGAAAUGGAGUCAAAUCAUGCAUGUGUGGCAGCAAAGGAACAAUCAAGCAAUUCUACAUCUCCAAACAACGAACUCACACUUUCAACAAAAUUAAAUCAGAACGAUAAUUGCACAACAGUGCUGAAGGUGAACUCACCCGUUGGUACUACAGUGCGUAUACGUGUCCGCCAUACCGGCGUAGCCACUGCAAUGCACGCUGAAAAUAACAGAUAAGCGAAGCAGAAAAUUAAAAUGAAUAUUAAAAAAUUAACUAUUAAUAGAAGGAGAAUAAAAUAAUAUGAAUUAACAAAAUAAUAAUUAUAUAAAAACACUAAAGUAAAUUAAAUGUUGAAUGAAAUGACUGACUAAUGAAAAUUCAUUAGUGUGGAGAGCAAAAAAAUAAAAAAAUAUUGAAGAAAUAUAUUAAAAGUAUAUAAGCAACAUAGUAACACUUUAAUAUUAAUAAAUACAUAUGUAUAACUAAAACAAAAAAGAACAACAACAACACCGCGCGCCACACUAGUUUAUGAACCAACAGCUGUGUCGUGGCUUUACGAGUUCAAUAAAAGUGUACAACUAACUGCCCCAACAUUGACGAACAUGAACGAAAUAGUAUGCAACACGCCACCAGACAAUUUCAAUUUGUAUUUGUAUACUCUUUUUCUUAUUGUUGGACUAGUGUAAUGGCCCAUUCAGCGCCAGCUCCUUCUCGCCAGCAAUGCUAAUGUGCGGUCAGCAGGCUUCGUGCGGCCUCGUGUUUGUGUAAUUUCGUUGUAGUGGCGUGGCACAGUUGAUAAAUUUUCCGAAGAUAGUCAUAUGUGCAGCAAACGCCAACCGACCGUCAACGCUCGUGGACACGUUUCCGUAGCUGUUUCCGCCGCCAUCACCAGCACGUCAGCGGAGUGUGUGUAUAUCGGCAUGAGUGCAUGCAGUAACAAAGCUAAUGUUCAUGAGUGACCAAAACGAUAAACGGCAAUUGGCUUAACGGUACUGUUCAGUCAUUGUGUACAAGCCGUGGAAGGAAGAGGAAGUGUGAAUUUAGUAGUGAGCAAGUUGGUGGUGCACCAGUGAGCAAUCAGGCAAAUUAUAAUGCAAAUACGUGAACAACACAACAAAAGCAACAACAGCUAUUGUUUGAGCGAAAAUAAAAAACAAAAAAUAUGAAAAAAUAUGUAAUUGUGUCUCCACACUCUGUGUUUGUGUGCGCGUGUGUCUGUGUGUGACAAAUAGCCCGAGGGCGUGCAGUGCAAUUCAGUAAAAAUGGCAGGCUAUCUGUAUAUAUAUACUCGUUAAAAAUCGCAUAAAUGUGUUAUUUGCCGAAAUCCGAUUAAGUUCUUUCGAAAUACGUGCAACAACAAAAAAAAAAAACAAAAACAACAAAUGAUAUAAAUAUUACAUAUAUGCAUAUAGGGAAUAUGAAAGACCGUAUAAUAAAAAGCUGGGAAAACCGCACGACUAAUCAGCCUGCUAUUAUGUGACAGUGUCCAACAGAAAAAGUAAAUAACAGUAAAUAAUAGAAAAAUAGUGUUUGUGUGCCACUUUGUCUAGUGUCAUUUGCCUGACCAAUACCGCAAGAGCAAAUAACUGUAGAAAAAGAAAACAAAAAACUCAGCUAUCCAUUAAUAAGUUCGCACAAAACUCGUUUUCCGCCUCGUCCCUACGCUCCUUAGUGUUAAUUUUCUUUGCGCGUGCGUGUGUGUGUCGUGCUCUACAUUUAUCGUUGUUGUUGUUGUUGCACUUUCGAGUGGGUGUUUCUGCAUAUUUAUGCAGCUGCUGAUGACUUAUUGCCGGAAAGUUUCCGCUGUGUGCAUUCGUUUCGCUUGAAUGCACGAGCUCGCUGAAGUGCCGUCACUGCUCUCGCAACGUUGCAGUGGCAUUCGCUUUUCACACGCUCAGCGGCAGCCUCGACUUUAAGCAGCUGCAAGUACGCUGUCCAAAUACAACUUGCUAGUGCACUUAUAAACUCACAUAUAUACACACACUUAUACAAGCAGCGAAAUGCCACCAAAACGCAGACGCCGUUUCCAAGGAUUAUAUUAUCAUUCGUCGCCGCCGAAGGUUCUACCAAUGAACGGACAAUCGUCGAACCAAGGGCGAAAGCGUCGUGAUAUAGAUGAUUUCUCGGUGAAACUAUCAACCAUAAGAAUAUGGAUGCACGAAAAGGAUAUUGGCAAGCUGACACGCAUACUCUGGGCUGGGCAGGGCAGUCGGCUGUGUCAGCAGGCGAGCACAAAUCCGCGUGUCAAGCGCUUCUUGGCAGCGGUGCCGUAUGUGAUGAACUCGAUCAAGGACGUACAUCAGGCCGUCAUUGAUAACAAUUUAGAGACGUUACAGGCGAAAAUGGAGCCACCGGUGCCACCGGCGCUCAUUACCUGUCGCGAUGCGAACGGCUUGAAUCUUAUACACAAGGCGGCGGGGUUGGGGCAUACCAAGAUACUUGAGUAUCUGAUUGGCAUUUGGCCGGAUGGCGUUGCCGAAACGGAUGUAACCGGCAAAACACCGUUACAUUGGGCGGCAAGUCAUAAGAAUAACAUGCGCUGUUAUACGCUGCUCACGGAGGCCGGUUGCGAUGAGGAGGCCUUGGAUUAUAAAAUGAAAUCGCCCACUUACUAUCGCCACAAGCCGCACGAAAUCGAGCGUGCCUUCUUGGUUUAUGUGCCGGAGGCGCCACGUGUCUCACCGGAUGUCACCACCGAUUGGGAGGCGCUGAGCGAAGAUAUCGGCGAUGGCGGCAAGAAAUUAGAUAUUAAAAUACCAGAUACGAAUGGUUUUCAUAGUCGCACCACUGACGACAGUAUUGAAAAUACAUCCGAGGUGGAUUUGAAUGAUGGCAUAAGCGCCACGGAAGAAGAUCAACACGCUGCAGCCAUCGCAAAUGGCGAUGGUGAUGACUCAGCACCACAAACGCCAGCAAAAGAUGACGAGGAAGCGGCAAAUGAGGCAGAGGAAGGUGGUGAAGAUGAAGCACCACUAACAAAUGGCGAUGCAGAGGCAAACGAUGUUAAUGGUCAUAACGAAGCAGAAGCUGAAGCAGAGCCUGAAGUCGAGAAUGCUGAGGCAGCAGAAGCUGAAGAUGUAGCUGGUGAGGAAGCUUAUGCUGCAGCAGGUGAUGAGACUGCUGCUGAGACGGAAGUCAAGGCUGAUGCUCUGGCUGAAGCGCAGGCUGCGCCAGAGGUAGAAACCACCGAGGCGGAGCAAAAACACGAACAUGAAAACGAAAAUGAAGCAGCAGCAGCAACGGACAGUGAAAAUGAAUCGAAUAACGGUUAUGAAUCUGAUAAUGAACCAGCAGCCGAUAGUGCAUCCGAAAACGAAGCUGAGUCCGAAGCCGAACACGACGACGAGGUGCAAGUAGUUACAGAUGAACCACAAACAGCCGAUAAGUUGGAUGAAAAUCAUAACGAAGAUAAAUAUGGCAAUGGUGAUGGCGCCAGUUCGCCCACGUCAUCGCUGGCCAUUGAGGGUUUUGUGACUGGCGCAUCGGAGGAUAAUAGAGUUCUGUCGCAAUCCGCUGCUUAUGUACACGAAGAGUCAGAGAUACGUGACGCCAUCGAUGCCGGCGAUAUGGAACAGUUAGCACAGAUUGUACUCAACGGUGAUGGUAAUAAACUGGUGGAUUUACACUCACAUAAUCCGGACAUACAGGCGUUCCUCAGCAAUGUGCCCAACUAUAUGAGUAAAAUACGUCGUGUGCAUGAAGCAUCUCGUGAAGGUAGUCUGCUGGCUUUGCAGCAAGCUUUGGAUCGACGAAAGUUUGCCAUAGCCAAGGAUGAGAUCUCACCUAACGGUGCAACGCCACUGCAUGUGGCUGUGCUUUUUGGUAAUACAGAUAUUGUGCGGUAUUUGGCGGCACGUUUUCCCGAAACAACCGCAACCACCGACAAUGAUGGACGUACAGCACUUCAUUAUGCCGCCACAAUUAACGAUAAUGGACACUUUUACAAUGUGCUCACACAGCUAGGUGCCAAUAGCAAAGCUUUGGAUAAGCUUGGACACACGCCAGAGUUCUAUCAAAAUAAAGAGGAAGCCAAAGAAAUACUCAACUACAAAAAAUUAUUGAGCAAUUUUGGUGCUGAAGAGCUCGAGGAUGAGCUGCUAAAUGAUCAAGUACCAGAUGAUCUGCACAGUUCGCGGCGACAACUGCAAGAUGUCGAUAUAAAUCGGACGCUCGAUCGCUGCUUCAGCGUAAUCGAAGAGUCGAGCAAAACACUGAGCGGUUCGGCAGCCUCGGCGCUGGCGCAUCGUAAGCCAUUGACUGCCUCGACGCUGCAACUCUCGGUCAUAAGCUAUUUGAGUCGCUUUCUGAAACGUAGCGUUUUUGAGAAGAUACGCUUACGACAAACGCGACUCGAUCACAAUCUUUUCGAUGUUAUUUGGCCUUCAAUGCGUAAGACUUCGAAAGUGCGUUUGCUCGAAGAGGAUAUCAAUUGUGGCAUUAUAGCGCCCGAUUUUGAUGUGUUCGUCGUAUUUCAGGAAUUCCUCGUGCCACUCAUUAAAGAUAUGCAUUGUAUGAGUGUGAAUGAGGAUUUUAAGCCACAUCCGCGUAUUGCUUUCUUUCCCAUGGAGAAUGCCGUGCGUCUCAAUACGGCCGCCUUUAUCUUCGAUGACGAAUCAAAUCUGAUACAACGUUGUACCGUAGAGUGUUCACGCAACUUGGAAGGAUUCGAGUUGCCCUUGAAUUUGACAAUUGGACAAGUGGAACAGGCCGAACGCAUGAUAAUGGGUAAAAUAUUCACAAACCAUUUUGUGGAGGCCAUUGGUGAAACCGAGUCAGGCAGCUAUUACACGCUAACGGAGAUACUGGAAGAGAACUCCGAAAUAUAUGCGACGCUGCAGAAGUUGGGACUCUUAAUACCGCUGUUGAAUAUGAAGGAUACAGUGCAAGCGGCCGAGUCGAUGGCUUUCAAUGGCAACCUCUGGCCUUACGGACGUGGUGUAUACAUCAAUUCGGCGAAUAAUUUGGCGCUUUGGCUAAACUGUCAGGAGCAUUUGCGUGUAAUUUCCACGUCAAGUGACGCGCAUGCCGCCAAUAUGGGUGUGGCAUACACGCGUGUCGGACGCGUUAUCUCGUUUUUAGAACGUGAGCUGCACUUUAAGGAGAGCUAUUUUUUAGGUUAUCUGCAAGCGCGUCCAUCAUACUUGGGUACGGGUUUAAAAUUUACCACAACCAUUAAUUUGCCAAAUCUUAUGAAAGAAGUCGACAACUUGCGUCACUUGAGUUCGGUGCGUGGUCUGAAUCUCAUUACUUGUGCGACGUCAAAAUCGGAUGUACAGUUAGUGAACAUGCAGAGCUUGGGUGUGAUCGAGUAUGUGCUCUUUCAGGAUUACUGCACGGCAGUGACCAAUAUCGUGUCGCUGGAGAAAGAUAUGUCACUGACGAACUCAAAGCACAUCGCCUCGAUGUUGGUGAAAAUAUUUCGCCGCAAAAAGAAUAGCCUAGUGGAGCGUAACUAGCGAUUCAGCAGCGGUGUGUGAGAAGUAGAAGAAGUGGAGCUUAAGUAACUAAACUAAGAAAUAUUAAAUAAGAGUCAUCGUCGUGAGUCAUUAAUAUAUGCCAAAUAUGAAUAUUUACACCUAAGCAUUACAAACCUAACAUAUUAAUACAUACAUCACAGCGAUUUCUACAAACCAUAAAGACACCAUUUCUCUCGCCUGAACUAUACACCCGCAUAAAACAGUAAAUAUAGUUGCAUGCCUACUAAAUUUGAAUGCUUUCGAUUGCCACGUAUCCCCAAUACUGAUUCAACUGAAAACAUCUUACUUCUGAGACUUUGUGGGUUUU